Messenger RNA from Cuscuta epithymum, 491 nucleotides. NCBI's taxonomy places the organism in Eukaryota, Viridiplantae, Streptophyta, Magnoliopsida, Solanales, Convolvulaceae. The record is from the annotation of a GenBank genome assembly.
CCGGAUGAUGAGCAAGAGUUGGAGGACGAGGGCGGUUCAUCCCAAAUUGUUGGGGAUGACUUUGACGUUCUUAAGUGGUGGAAGGAAAAUGAAAGAACGUUCCCGAUUUUAUCAAAGAUGGCUAAGCAAGUGCUGGCAAUGCCGAUAUCAACAAUUGCCGUGGAACAAGAAUUUAGUGCGGCCGGCAACGUCCUAACCGAUUAUAGAACGAGAUUGAGCCUGAGCUCUCUUGAGACGCUUGUUUGCUUCCACGAUUGGUUGAAGGCCCAACGAAGAACUCAAGAAAUGAGCAUCGCUCCCACCUGCCACUUUAUGGAGGAAACAACCGAAUACGGAGAUUCCGAUUGAUUAUUUAUUACAAAAUUUAUUACAUUUAUUAAAUUAAUCCUAAUUCUCAAUUGUACUUUGAAAUAAAUAUACUUGAAUUUUUUUUAUAUUAUUGUGUAUUUCAAUUCAAGAAUCAACAAAAAAAUUAAAAAGCACGGAACCGG